AUGAGCGGCUCGAGCAGAACCGAGCCCCGGCGGGGCCCCGACCCGCACCGGGCACAGCCGGAGCAGGAGCGGCAGCGCCGGGCUCGGCCCCAGCGCCCGGCCCAGAUGGGCUCCUCCGGCCCGCGGCGAUGCAGCCCCGCUCGUUCCGCGGGGCCGCGGGCGGGAGCCGCACCGGGGGCUCCGGGAGCGCGCACCGGGGGCCGCCGCACUCGCAGCCCCGCUCCGUGUCCGCCAGGGGGCGGCGCUGAGGGAGCGGCGGCCUCUGAGGGGUCCCGGGGCCGGCACGGGCGGUCCCCGCGCCCCGCCCGCUUCCAGCCGCGAUCCAGCGCCUGCUCCGGGAAAGCGCCGCUCUCCUGCCGGGCCCGGCACCGGCACAGCCGCGGCUCCCCGCGGCCGCAGCGGGACCUGCCCGGAGCACCGGCGGGGCCCCAGCCCCGUGCCGGCUGCAACCGCAGUCGAAGCAGGAGCGGCAGCGCCGGGCUCGGCCGCAGCGACCGUCCCGGAGCGGCUCCUCCUUCCCGCGGCGAUGCCUGUCCCGAUCCCUGCCCCAGUCCCGCCCCGGUCUUGCGGCUCCAGGACCCGCAGCCCACUCGCCCCGGGACACCCAGAAGACACCGACAGGACCCGGACCCGAAUCUCCAAGCCCGGGUCCCGUUUCCACCUCAGCCCCUCGAGCGUAGCGCCGGGAGCAGCCCCUGGUCCAAAUCUCCACACAGCGCUCCCAGCGACAUCUCCGCCGCGUCCCGGGAUGAGCAUCCACCGCACAAAGCGGAGCGGGCGCGAAUCCGCCGGGAUUUACGGGCGCGGGCGGGGCCGGCUCAGGUGUGA
Molecule: messenger RNA, 828 nt
Organism: Vidua macroura (Pin-tailed whydah)
Lineage: Eukaryota; Metazoa; Chordata; Aves; Passeriformes; Viduidae
Product: translation initiation factor IF-2-like
Exons: 1
Coding region: 1-828 (275 amino acids)
Source: RefSeq, a predicted model, not a curated record